Molecule: messenger RNA, 2614 nt
Organism: Carassius auratus (goldfish)
Lineage: Eukaryota; Metazoa; Chordata; Actinopteri; Cypriniformes; Cyprinidae
Exons: 12
Coding region: 203-1396 (397 amino acids)
Source: RefSeq, a predicted model, not a curated record
UUCAUCUAUGUAAUCAAGACUUAGUCGUGUUAGUCAUGAAUGAGAAACGCUAAAAAAAAAUUCUGUCUGUUACAUACGUAGGAUUAUUUUAAACUAAAAGUGGAAUUGGAAAAGCCGAAAGCAAGGUGUGAGGCUGUGGGAGAUUUCCAAUGUGGGGUCAGCAAGUUCAGAGGUUAGGUGACCUUACAGAGGAGCUUCUACCAUGACAAGAUCAGGUGCCUUCAAACUCAGCAUCCUCUUCUUUAUCACCUUCAUCCUGUGUCUACCAGAGUUUUUUCCAAAAACAUCACAAAUUGAGUUUCUCUGUGAGCCCUUUGACCCAUGCACACCUGAGAAUGAUGCACAGCUGUGUGCUCCAUAUGACCCUCCAUGUGUGACAGAAAUGAUAAAUGCCAGCAGUCAGCACACACACUCUGAAGGCUGGUAUCUGUGUACGACUGAAAUGGAUCUGCAGCUUUUCCAGAACAAUACCUCACAGUCAGAAGAUCAUGUGAUGGUGCUACUGACGAUGAAGGCAGGCAAUCUCUCUGGAUGGAACAUUAGUGAUUUUGUGUUUCUCAACAACACUGAUCUAUACACUGCUGGAGCCCAAAACGACCAGAGACUGUUUUAUUGCUACCUCCCACCAGACAGCAGCAAAUGUCCAGAUCUGAACAUAUCCAUGCAAGAAAAAAACACCAGCCCUCCAAUACAAGACACCUCCAUUUUAAAUAACACUUCUUCUGCGAACCCAACUGCCUUUUCACUCAAAACAACUACAGCGUCUUUCCAAGCAACAGCUAAUACAGAUGAGCUGAGGUGUCAACCAACCAGCAGCAGUUUCCUCUUUUACUACCAGGAGAACAAUGAAACAGCCAGAUCUGCCGCAUUACCAGUGACCCAAACGAGAAAGGACGGCCGGUGGUGUGUGAUUACUUCGGUGUGGUUGGCUCUGGUACUGACUGUGAUUGUUGUAACCCUAUUGAGUGUGGGCAACCUGAUCUUUAAGAGCAGGAAACGACAGUCCCGUUCAGUUGCAUCUGUGCGUGUUUUAGCCCGUGGACGUCAGCUCAAAGAGCUCAGUAAACAAAAAGAAAACUUAAUGAGGGAUGUCCCUGCUGUGUCCAUAGCAAUGUGCAGUUUAAGUGAUGGUGAUGUAUUCUCUGAGAAAUCUUCAAUGGGGAACAGAACAGAAGAAAACCUUCUGAAGGUAGCUGACCUCACAUACAAGAGAAGUUUGUCGCCAAUCCAUGAGAUCACAGAGACCUCACUAUAUGAAGAAGAGCAAAAUGAAGAUGAGAAAGAGUUAAAAAAAGCACAAAAAUCACAGGACCACUGUAAACCACCAACUUACCUGCAUCAUCGAAGCAACUAUUCAUGUUCUGCUCAUGAAGAAGAAAGAGAGGCACUUCCUUAAACAGACAAUCGAUUUGUUUACAGUACGACAGAGGCCAGAUAACUUCAUCAUGCUUUCUCCAUAGAUAAACAUCAGGUUAAAGUGUCUGCACGAGAUGUUAGACAAGUAUAAUGUUUUACAACCCCAUCGUCUGGACCAACCAUAGUGACAAGCAAUAUACACUGCUCCAGAAAAUUAUCAAAAAUUAUCAAAUUAAAAUAAUUUUAAAAUAAUUAAAAUUAUCAAAUUAUCAAAGUCAGGAAUUAUAAGGAGAGAGCAGUUGCCUGAAAAAGCAUUAUCCAGUGCACCUGUUGACACUUUCAUUUGCACCAAAGCAUGUGAAACUGAUUCAUAAUCACUUAUGCUUCCUAUUUAUGCUUCCCAUAAUCACUUAUUCUGGAAAGAUACCUCAGGUUUAAACAUUUUGCACAAACCAAACUAUAUAUAAAUUAAUCUUCUGUGCACUCAUUUACCAGCUUUCGUUUUAUGCUCUGCUCAGCAUUUUUGACAGGCAGAGACUAAGAGUGCCUCUCUUAGUUAUCUUAACUACAGGAAUAUGCAUCACAAUAUAGUGUUGUGUCACACACAGUCUCAACAAAAUAUGUUUGCCCAAUGCUGAAAAAAUAAUUAAAGGGAAGAUUUCUGACUAGGCUGAAAACAUAAACCAUAGUGCAUGGUUCUCCAAAAUCCAUUUAGCAAGCAGCAUGGCAACACUAAUGUGAUUUCAUAAUUAUACAACCCCAGUCUUAAACUCUUGUGGCUAUUAAAGUAAUACUCAUGUUUCCAUAAUGCACUUUUCAUCUUCACAUCAACUUAAAAUGUACAGAGAUUUGUAACUGGUACUGAGAACAGAUGCUAGAAUAAAAACACACAGUACUGAGAAUUUCAGUCUUUAGUUUCCUAUUACUUACAUUACAGAUUAUGUUCUCGGUUCAUUUUAUUCCAUACAAAAACUGGUAAUAGUGUAUGAGUGAUGGAUUAAUUUAAGUGAAUGGCAGUGGCAGACCUCCAAAUCUUCUCAGACAAUACAACACAUGAUUAAUAAUCUUAAUUAUAUUGUAAAGUAACUUUAAAAAAAGAAAACAUGAUACAUAAGCAGCUUCCUAAAUAAGUUAGGAGUUUCAGUCUUAUUUUCCUAAUUAUCUUCUUGUAAGAGUCUAUAUAUAGACUAGAAUUGCACUUUUUGGUGUAAGCUCUCGUAUUGAAGCAACAUAUCUAAAUACAAAACACAGUUAAAGA